Nilaparvata lugens (brown planthopper) is the source of this 1068-nucleotide messenger RNA. RefSeq names its product beta-alanine-activating enzyme-like. Lineage: Eukaryota; Metazoa; Arthropoda; Insecta; Hemiptera; Delphacidae. Gene Ontology annotation, biological process: amino acid activation for nonribosomal peptide biosynthetic process. The coding region runs from base 1 to 1068 and encodes 355 amino acids. The record is from RefSeq and is a predicted model, not a curated record. The transcript has 5 exons.
AUGGGUUAUUGCUGUGUGGUCAUUCACCAGCCGUCCAUGAUGUUCUGCUCCUGCAGAAAAAGCCAUGAGGAUAAUGACCUUCUCAGACUUCAGGGAAUAUUGCCGGCCUCUCUUCAGGAGUCUUGGAAUCCUCACUGUGUACAAAUCCUCUUAUCUGGGAAUCCGUUUAUGUGUUUGAAUGUUGAUGGCUCAGAAAAUGGAUUGAUCAAUCUGAUUAAAAAAUUGAAAAUUGAAAUUCUGCUAACCAAUGAGAAAUAUGCCAACAAAUUUAGAACCAAGCUUGAGAAAUCGAAAAAAUUGAAGGAUUUCAAACUCUACGAACAUGCUUGUGAAAUUUGGAAAACCGGAGUUUCUAAUGACACUAGCAAGAACGAAGAUGCUGCAAGAAUUGAUGAGAGAGAGAGACUGUUAUAUGCUAUUCAAACAUCAGGAAGCACUGGUGAGAAAAAAAUCGUACAAGUGACUGAAGAUUGCAUUCUACCCAACAUUUUAGAAUUGAGGGAAGUGUUCAAUGUGUGCCCGACAGAUGUGAUUUACUAUGGGUCUCCAGUCACUUUCGACCCCCACAUUGUCGAGCUAUUUCUGGCGCUCACCAGUGGGGCAUCACUGUUCAUAGUUGCCUCAAAGGCUAGAGCCGCCGCCAUUCCUACCCUUGUUGACAUCCUAUUUCCCGAGGAAAACUCUGAAACUCCGGAAAAUGAUUGCGCCAGACCCACUUUGCUUGACGUCCAUUUUCCUGAGGAAAAUCCGGGAAAUGAUGGCGCAAUUUCCACUCUGGUUGACGUCCAUUUUCCCGAGGAAAACUAUGAACAUGAUUGGUGUGUCACUCUUAUCCAAACCACGCCCUCAGUUUUCCUGUCAUGGCCGAAACAGCAGACUCGCGAGCGGGUCAUGAGACGGUUGAAGGUUCUGGCUUUGGGUGGAGAGGAAUGUCCGAGUCAAGAUAAGCUGUCAGAUUACUGUUCACCCGCCGAUUUUUCGAAAAUUUACAAUUUGUACGGAAUAACCGAGGUGUCCUGCUGGGCAUCUUAUAACAAUUGUCUGCUGGAAGGGACUGGCAGACUCUAG